Brenthis ino (lesser marbled fritillary) is the source of this 465-nucleotide messenger RNA. The record is from the annotation of a GenBank genome assembly. Lineage: Eukaryota; Metazoa; Arthropoda; Insecta; Lepidoptera; Nymphalidae.
AUGCAACGCGCUACUUUGCUCGUACUCGCGGCCAUCGUGGCCAUGGCUCUGGCAGAGGGUCAAUACUACGUGCCUCGCUCGUACUAUGUGAUAGACGCGGAAGGUCAUGCGUCAGCUCCAGUGCCGCUCCGGAGGCUUCGCCGUUCUGUAGGCCCGUACCCGUACGUGCCCUCCGGAAGGUCUACAAACGCUCAAGCCAUCGCUGUCGGUCCUAAUUCUAGUGCUACCGCUACGGCUACCAAUAACGCAGCUCCGUCACUACUAACGAAAAGCGAUAUUGGCGAAGGUGGGUGGGAUGUUCCUCGCUAUACUUACGGGUCGGCAAACCCUAAAGCUCUAAGUGCGGGACAAACUAGGCGCCAGUUUGGACCUGUACUAGAUGGUCGCUCAGUCUCUGCAAGCACGUCCGUCGGUAUUGAUUCUUCAGGCAAAGGAUAUUAUGACCAGUCUGCAUCUGUUUCCAAU